Spodoptera frugiperda (fall armyworm) is the source of this 1568-nucleotide messenger RNA. RefSeq names its product myrosinase 1-like. Bases 12 to 1514 code for a protein of 500 amino acids. The transcript has 11 exons. Gene Ontology annotation, molecular function: beta-glucosidase activity. Gene Ontology annotation, biological process: carbohydrate metabolic process. Lineage: Eukaryota; Metazoa; Arthropoda; Insecta; Lepidoptera; Noctuidae. The record is from RefSeq and is a predicted model, not a curated record.
CAGUCUUUAACAUGUAUUUUAAGUGUGCAGUUGUCUUAUCUAUACUGAUCCAUGGAGCCUGGAGCGCCACUGAACAGCUGAAGUUCCCUGAAACGUUCAUGUUCGGGGCUGCUUCAGCUGCCUACCAAAUCGAAGGGGCAUGGAAUGAAAGUGACAAAAGUCCCAGCAUGUGGGACAAGCUGCUCCAUGAUCGCCCGGAGGUAGUGAUGGACCGCAGCAACGGAGACGUGGCGUGUGACUCCUACCAUCUCUGGAGGAGGGACAUUGAGAUGCUGGAGGAACUAGGAAUGAAUAUGUACAGGUUCUCCAUAUCCUGGCCUCGUCUGCUUCCCACUGGGUUUCCCAACUACAUCAGCGAGGAUGGCAAGAACUACUACAACAACCUGAUCGAUGGUCUACUGGAGAAGGGCAUACAACCUAUGGUUACCAUCUACCACUUCGACCUUCCACAGUCUCUGCAAGAUUUAGGUGGUUGGGCAAAUCCCCUUAUAACAGAUUGGUUUGCGGACUAUGCGAAUGUGGUCUUUUCGCUUUAUGGUGACCGAGUGAAGUACUGGAUCACCAUAAAUGAGCCUAUGGGGAUGUGUGACGGGGGCUAUGGGGAAUUCGCAGCCCCCUAUAUUAAUGAUCCGUAUGUGGGGCAGUAUCUGUGCAAUAAGAACACCAUGGUAGCCCACGCGAAGGCCUACAGGAUCUAUGAUGAGUUGUACAGAGAUAAAUAUCAUGGAAAGCUGUCGAUAUCGACGUUAUUCUUCUGGUUUAAGCCAGUCGAGCCAGAAGACCAAGAAAUCACUGAUUUAACUAUCGAUCUUUGGGCAAGCAGAUACAGCCACCCAAUUUUCUCGAAGGAAGGCGGCUGGCCACCCAAAUUAGAACGGUUAUUAAAUGAAAAUGCUAAGAAACAGGGCUACCGUUACAGGCUGCCGCCUUUCACUCCCGAAGAAAUUGAGCUGGUUAGAGGUACCUAUGACUACUACGCUCUGAACCACUACACGACGCGUGUGGUGCGCCGGACGAAGCCAGGUGAAAAGGCAGGAGCAUGGUUCUUUUACGGCUCACCAGAACUUAACGUGAGAUUCGAUAAGGAUCCCCGAUGGAGGACCACUGAAAUUGACUGGUUUGCUUUCUACCCAGAAGGUCUCCGGGAGCAGCUCAACUGGUUGAACACCACGUAUGACGUGAAGGAGAUUAUCAUCACUGAGAAUGGAAUACCAACUCUUAACAGUGGACUGGUGGACAUCGUCAGGUUGGACUACUAUAAGGAGUAUUUGGAACAGGUCCUGCUAGCUAUCAAUGAUGGGAUCAACGUAACUGGAUACACUGCCUGGACGCUGAUGGACAACUUCGAGUGGUUGGGCGGUUACGUUUCAAACUUCGGCCUUUAUGCUGUAAACUUCACGCAUCCGAAUCGGACCCGCACACCGAGGGAGUCAGCGCGAUAUUUUUCCAAAGUGACAAGAAGUAGGAUGGUACAUCCUAAUGUAGAUGAAACCAAAUUAAAUUAUGUUAAAUAGUGUAAAUUGUAUUGUAUUAUUAAAUAAAGUAAAUAUCUCACCUGUUAUUUGUAA